GCACGCCACUCAAACCCGGAAGUGCAGUCAAAACAAAUCUCGGACCUGUCACAUGGUCCGAUAUUUACAACGGUUUUGUUUUAUUUUUUUUGCUGUGCAUUAUAUGAGAUAUUCAAUUGUAUUUGUAGGGUCUGUCACGUAAAGCACUUUCAUUCGCUGAUUCACCGAUUACUUUCGGCGAUUAGAAAAGUUUGCAGGGGAAGUGUCCCUCCAGUGUCGCCACGCAUCUCCCCAAACCCGCCAUUCACCACGACCUAGUCCCCGCCGUGUUCCGUCGGCGUGGAAGACGACAAGGCAUCGCUGUGUGGGGCGACGUUUAAUUCAUGUAUGGACCGACAGCGGCUAUGCCUGUCACCCUGGCGAGGCCUGGCGUGCAGCCCACCGGAGGCGGGGAAUCGGCACAACACCGCCCGUUGAGUGUGGACACAUUAGGGUGAAGUUCACUCAGAGGUUGUGUGACGCUCUGUCCCGAAGCCUUGGGACUCGCCACAUGUUUUGGUACGGCACCACUCUAGCCUAACCAAACCCAGAGAUCCGAGGAACAGGUUCGGUGAAUGUCGCCUGGAGGUCUGCAGGACCCUCAUCAUGCAUUCCGACCUUUUUGACUGAAAAAAGCCCCAUGCCAAGGAGCAGUGCAGUGACAGUCCUGAUUUUGGAUUUGAUGUCGGGACUACCUUCAUAUUUGGGGUGAGUAGUAUACAUGUGGAUAUAGUGGGCAUGUUGCAAUUUCCUCUAUACUAGUCGAACCGCUUUUCAGACACCCCCCCUUUGUUUGUUAUAUGAACAGACACAACAUUGUUUGCAUGAACUUAAAAACUAGUGCAACUGUUCCCAGGCUACUCCUGUGUACUGCCUGAUAAGUGUUCGUCAGGACGGUGUCUCUCAUUCCUUCCUUCCGCCGGUUCACCGAGAAACGAAGACAAUCAUUCUGAACUGCCCUUCAGCGGCUGUACCCGUAGGAACCCGCCGCUAUGGAGCAGAUGUACUUCUCGGUGGUGGAUUAUGUGAUAUUCGCCCUCCUGCUAUUGGCCUCUAUGGCGAUCGGGGUCUACUACGCCUUGUCGGGGGGGCGUCAGCGCACCACGCAGGAAUUCCUUCUGGCGGACCGCAGCAUGGCCGCGGUGCCAGUCUCCCUCUCCCUCAUCGCGUCCUUCCAGUCGGCCGUGGCGAUCGUGGGCAUCCCUGCGGAGGUGUACGCCAACGGCACCCAGUUCUGGUUUAUCGGCUGCGCCUACGUCCUGGGCCUGCUCAUCCCGGCCCAAGUGUUCGUCCCCUUGUUCUACCGACUGCGUCUGUCCAGCGCUUAUGAGUAUCUAGAGCGUCGCUUCAACAAGGCCGUGCGCAUCUGUGGAACGCUGACUUUCAUCUUCCAGACGGUGAUCUACAUGGGGGUCUGUAUAUAUACGCCGGCGUUUGCACUCAAUAAAGUAACUGGACUUCCACUGUGGGGAACGGUGUUGGCUACUGGACUCGUUUGCACGGCCUACACAACAAUAGGGGGGCUGAAGGCGGUGAUCUGGACAGACGUGUUCCAGACGGCGGUGAUGUUUGCAGGGCAGCUGGCCGUCAUCGUGGUGGGGGUGCAGCAGGCGGGCGGUGUGAAGGCCGUCUGGGACCGCGUGUUGGAGGGAAACCGCAUCUCCGGCCUGGACCUGAACCCCGACCCCACGGAGAGACACACGUUCUGGACGCUAGCGGUGGGCGGGGUGUUCCUCAUGCUGGCUCUGUACGGCGUGAACCAGGCCCAGGUGCAGCGCUACCUCAGCGCCCGCACAGAGAGGGAGGCGGUCAGGUCCUGCUACAUGGUGAUCCCGGCUCUGCAGGUGGCCCUGGCUCUGAGCUGCGUGAUGGGCCUGGUCAUGUUCGCACGCUACUGUGGAGAAGACCCCUCCCGGAGACCGGGCUCCCUGUCCGGGGACGCUAUGGUGCUGUUCUUCGUGAUGGACAUGCUGCAGGGCCUUCCCGGGCUGCCCGGCCUCUUCAUCGCAUGCUUGUUCAGCGCUGCCCUCAGCUCCAUCUCCUCCGCCUUCAACUCCCUGGCAACGGUUACCAUGGAAGACCUCAUCAGACCACGCUACCCAGCGAUGACGGAAGCCAGAGCGACGCUCUUGUCUAAAGGCCUCGCCAUGUCGUACGGCCUGCUGUGUCUGGCCAUGGCAUACUUCACUCACCUGAUGGGAGAGUCCGUCCUUCAAGUAGCGUUGAAGAUCUUCGGCAUGGUGGGCGGGCCGUUGCUGGGCGUGUUCUCCCUGGGGAUGUUCUUCCCCUGGGCCAACUCCACUGGGGCCCUCGUUGGCCUGGGGGCCGGCCUUGCCACGGCCUUCUGGAUUGGCGUCGGCAGCAUCAUGACGCGCGGCGGCGGUGGUGGCAGCGGCGGCAGCGUCCUGCCUUCAAACUGUUCCGUUGCCUGGCUGCUCUCGGGGAACACCACCGUCUCACACGCCAACAUGUCUGCCGUACCCGCCAUCUUUUUCAAUAUCAGCGCCACGCCCCCAACGCUGAGGCCGACAGGGCUGAGGAGGCUCUACUCCCUGUCCUACAUGUGGUACAGCGGACUCAGCUGUCUGGUGGUGGUGCUGGUCGGGCUGCUCGUCAGCUUUCUAUCAGGUCCAAUGAAAGAGGAGGACGUGUUCCCGGGCACUGUGUACCCCCUGCUGGGGAAUCUGUUGUUCUUCUUGCCUGAUCGCUACAAGAAGAAGCUGUGUUGUACGGGACAGAGCACGCACGCGGAGGACAGGAACGGAGACACCUUCUCGUCGGACAAAGGAGCCACGGAGGCAGAGACCAAGGUGCUGCUCCGCGCCUCGGCCCCCCUUCUGAUGGAGCGCGAGACCUCGGUGUGACCGGCAAGAUGGAUCGUGUGACCUCUGUUCGACCGUCAAGAUGGAUCGUGUGACCUCUGUUUGACCGUCAAGAUGGACUGUGUGACCUCGUUCUGACCUCCAAAGUGUUCCAGAACCACGUGUCUGUGAAGUGCUCACCGGUUGUUGGAGGUACUAUGUGAAGAGUUGGUCCGUACCAGGGAGGAACUCAAAAUGGGUUAUUCCCACACCGGGGUAGCAUCACUGACAUCAAGGCAUCCAGUUUUGGGAAGGCCGCAAGACACACUCAAAGAAUGUAAUUUGAGUUUUUAAUUAGUUUUUCGCUGCAUCUCAGAAGGACUUGGUGCAAUAUGAUGAGUAAUUCAUAACGCAGAAUUACGAUUGAGUUCCCAAGCGUGAACUCAUACCACCAAGUGAACCAAACGUUGGAGAAGAAGCUGAUCAUCAUAAAGAUAAAGAAUUGUGUAUUGUUUUUCUUAUAAUCCAAAAUAAGUAAAUAUGUGUGAUAUCCUUAUUGACUUUUGUAUGCGUUUUUUUACUUGCUACCGCAAGACCGAAGGUUAACUGGAUGCGUAUAGAUGAGACAACACAGAUUGUUGUGUUUUAGACUCGAAUGUGCCAAGAUGCAAAUCGAGAGUCAACAUAACGGGGGGUGAAUGAUUUUUUACAUGUUAAGCAUUUCCUUAUUUUUCUUUUACGCUAAACUACAAUUCUCAGGAUAAUCGUUGUUUCCUUUCCUUUUUUUUGCAGAUCAUUUUGUUACUGUCACACCUCGUGAUCCCUUCUUGGUUAAUGGAUGUGUUUGGUUAAGCUGUAUUUGGUUAAUAUUUGGGUUUAUUUUAUGUGCAUUGAUGACCUGAUGUUUACCUUUUUCAAAAAAAAAGCAGAGUAAAGUUUUUUUUUUCAAUUCUACUCCAUACAACACGAGUAGGUUUUAUUUCAAGUGACACUGUACAACCUAGUAUGUUAUGCUUUAUACAUCAGAAUUAUGUGGUGACCCAAGAGGAGGAAAGGUCAACCUUUAUGUGAUGGUGUUUAAGCAUGGAGGCUCAAACCUCUUCGACAUGACUCAAGAGAGGCUUUCAUUACAUUCAAAUCUAAUCUGGAUUCAACAAGGAACAUCUUCUCAGCUGUACACAAGGUGCUAUUCAUGUUAUGGCAGUGGAUGUAUGGAAUAACCAUUAAUCUAUUCAAGCUUUACGACAUGUUAAACACGCAGUGUUGUUUUGUUAUCAACCUUUUCUUGUUAUCAACCUCGCCCAUUACCAGAGGGGUAUAUUAGUGGGGGUGAUAAAUGUUUAUAACAAGCAUGGUUGACCGGUUAUGGUAAGGGUUUUACAAGAGCAAGUCAUCAGAGUCUGCUGUUGGGUCGGUCAGAAUAACGCUGAACUAUGCACUUCUAGUUCAUUUAAAUUAUGGAAUAAAUGUUUAUAAUGUGUGUGUGCAAUUGACACAACACAAAAGUGUUGUGUCAAUUGCACAAUUUUGUUCUGUAUAUUCUCAGGGGAAUUUAAUGUAUGUGUAUAUAUAUAUGUGUGUGUGUAUGUGUGUGUAUAUGUACAUUAAAUUCCACUGAGAAUAUACACAAAACAAAAUUGUUGUGCAAUUGACAUCGAAGGAAAGUUUAUUGCAUUGAUACUUUGCAGGUUCACAAACACGAGCUAAAUUACCAGUUAAGACGAGACGUUUAUUGGUUGCCGCAAGAAAGCUUGUAUCGAAAUAUACACCAGUAAAUGGUGACGCAGAAUUGUAGGUACUGCAGGGAUCUGAACCCAGGAUCUUCUGUUUACUGGACAGGCACCUUAACCAACUAUGCUACAAUGGGUACAACACCAAUUUAUUGAGAAUACGGCCAAAGCCGUAUGUAUUAUUCCGUGGCUGUGUGAUGAGAGGAAAAAGAUUGGUACCAUAAGCCAAUUGUGGGAGACAGAGACAACUUAAUUUUUAUUUCGGCCAUUCAUUUGAACUAUAAAUGAA
Gadus chalcogrammus (walleye pollock) is the source of this 4799-nucleotide messenger RNA. It is a transcript of the gene slc5a6b, whose product is annotated as solute carrier family 5 member 6. Gene Ontology annotation, molecular function: sodium-dependent multivitamin transmembrane transporter activity. Gene Ontology annotation, biological process: biotin transport; sodium ion transport; pantothenate transmembrane transport. The transcript has 15 exons. The coding region runs from base 972 to 2843 and encodes 623 amino acids. Lineage: Eukaryota; Metazoa; Chordata; Actinopteri; Gadiformes; Gadidae. Gene Ontology annotation, cellular component: membrane. The record is from RefSeq and is a predicted model, not a curated record.